GUCCCCGGCAGCCAAUGGGAAGCGUCGAAGAACUUCGAAUGGGAAGAGCCCCCGGCAGCCAAUGGGAAGCCACGGUUCCUGAUGCUAAAUAAAGGACACUGAGAAGCUGUUGGAGAAGAGCGAAAAUCAGCUCCAGCUGUUGGUGACUCUCCUUCCAUAUUUAUUAUUCAACCAACCCUACCAUAAGGUCUUCCAGUCUCCGAGAGCUGCCCUGCGAGCCCCUGGUUGCUGACAGAGUUGCUUCUCGGGGAGAGAACUGAGCAAAUUGUGGUGCAAAGAGCCCAGGCUGCAUCCACCCCACAGAGCCCCAGGGACACGUCAGCCCCUGAGACUCCUCUGCAAGGAUGGGGAAAGGAACCCAAAGGCCAAAUUCUUCAAGCCAGGAGGAAGCCCUGAACACCUGCAGUGAUCCAGAGGAACAGUCCAAAUGUGGGUCCUACAGAACCGAGUCAGAGCGGAGAAUAUCCCCCAAGGUGCGUGUUCUCCUCGCUCUGAGUGUGCUCCUGGGGAUCCUCACCUUGAGCCUGGCUGGAGCAGUGGCUGUUCUCAGUGUGAGACCCCCUUUCCCUGAGCCGGAAUUCUCCCACGUGUGCCCAGACACCUGGCCUGGUUUCCAAGGAAAAUGUUAUCAUUUUUCUGAGGCUGAGGGCAACUGGACCACGGGCCGGGCAAGGUGUGAGGCCCUGGGAGCUUCACUGGCCACCAUAAGCACGAAGGAGGAACUGGCCUUCCUUCUGCGCUAUAAAGGCGAAGCAAACCACUGGAUCGGGCUGGGAAUGGGGGAUAACGGCUGGGGAUGGAUCAAGGGCACGGCCUUGAACGGCAGGUUUGAGGUGAGGGGUGGGGGGCCCUGCGGGUACCUCGAUGACGGAUGGAUCAGCUCGUCCCUGUGCCACACGGAGAAGAACUGGAUCUGCAGCCGCCCCGACGACUAUGAACUCUGGAAGGGGAAAUUAGGAGACCCCAAACCAGACUUUCAACCGAAAUCUCUGGUCAGAUGAGGGAUGUUCACCCCAGCAGUGCAACUGAAAUUGUUGGGGUGAAUCCAAAAAUCAGGUAUAAGAAGCUGGUUAAGGACUUACCAGGAGAAUAGCAGAGCUCAGGCGGAGCUUAGGCCGGUGCUUCUCUUGGCCACCCAUUUCGGUGGGGGGUAAAUCAGCCUCUUUUCAAGUUUUUUCUGCGGAGGCCGCGGUUUGGGGGCGGUUUUGGGGUGAGAAAGGAGCCUUUUAGUGUCCAUUCUCACCCUCCUGUUACUUCCGCAUCACUCCCGCGCUUGUCUCCCUUUAAAUACCCUCGGCUCGUGCUGAUUGGCCGGUUAAACCGCGCCCCCUCACUCCCAUUGGCUGCUCCUCCCCGCGCUCCGCCCCUUCCCUUUUCCCGCCCUAAGGGCGGACCUGGGUGAGAACUGCGCCCUCCCGCGGUCAUUCCGAAAAAGGCGCGGGGCGGACCUGGUUGAGGACUGCGAGAGCGGGGUCCGUUUUAAGUGGAAAAAGGUGGAUUUUGGGGCCGAUUUCGCAACUUUUCGCCUUAGUAAAGAGCGGGCGUUUAUAAAACUGAAGCUUGAAAGGUGCUUUUUAAAAUAAUGGGUUGGUUAUACACAAAAUCCAACCGAAUUCAGUGUAUUGUCAACGAUUUGGGAUGCCCCCAAACCACCAAUUAUUGUGAAUUAAUAAAUGUGAGUAAUAUUAAUUGUGAA
Pipra filicauda (Wire-tailed manakin) is the source of this 1696-nucleotide messenger RNA. Its product is annotated as C-type lectin domain family 2 member B-like. Lineage: Eukaryota; Metazoa; Chordata; Aves; Passeriformes; Pipridae. The record is from RefSeq and is a predicted model, not a curated record. The coding region runs from base 345 to 1001 and encodes 218 amino acids. The transcript is spliced from 7 exons.